AGUGGCGGCUCCUCCACCCCAACACAGUCUCACACUCCAGACAGCCUGAUGUCUGGGGGCAGUUUCUCUGGGAUGUCUUCGUGGUCUGGGUAUGCCCUACAUGGCGGAGGCUAUGCGCCUGGCUUCAGGAUUCCAGAAAAACUACAGAUAGUCAAACCCAUAGAAGGUUCAGCUACCUUGCACCAGUGGCAAAGGUUAGCCACCCCCCACUUGGGUGGGAUAUUUGAGGAGCGCCCAGGAGUGCAGACAAAAGGGGAGAGGAAGCUGGAUAUGGAAGAAGAGGUCUACAGUCUCAGUGACUUUGAGGAAGAUGAGGUCUGCAACCCCGGAAAGUGCUGUGAGCUUGCCAGCUUCACCUUCACACUCACAGACUCGAAAAUCAUCCAUCCUGACCAGAAUUAUGCCCCUGUGGCAGAAACUGUGGUCACCUCUAGCGCCAAAGGCUCAAUAAGCUCUGUGUCUUCAGUGCCAAACCUACUCAGUCCACAGGGGAACAAAGGUACUUCUACCUUCAGCAUGUCACUGGGCCUUGCAGCCACACUGCAGGAGCGGGGCAUAACAGCAGCAAAGACUUGGGAAGAAACACUUUUGAACCAACAAGGGAAACAGACACUUGGUGACAAGGAUGGUUUGGACAAACCAACAGAAGGCAGCCCUAUAAGAUAUAAUUACUCUCUCAGCAACUUGCCAGGAAGAUUCCCAAGUAUUGUGACUGAGACAAUUUAUGAUGCUACCAAGAUGGCGUCUCGCUCCAGCGCCAUCUAUACUAGUGCAACAACGAAUUGUACCUACAGCACCACAGCAUCUGGACUGUCUUCCUUUCCUAGUCUUGGAACGAUGAUGUCUUCAUCCGCCAGCACUGGCUCUUUAGCCAGCAGUUCUGUCACAAAACCAGCCUCAGCAUUAGACCUUACUCAUGUCAGUAUCAUGGAUAAAAUAUUGAACAUUGGUAUCAGUAGAAUAAUGACAUCAGACAGUAAUGAUGACAUCAAAAAGGACUCCACAGGAUCACACCAUGAUCCUCACAAUUCCAAGCCCCCACUAGCACCUCUCAGUAUUCAGAUCGAUUCCCCAACUGAGACCCAAGGGAGCAAAGAACCAUCUACUCCGCCAAACUCCCCAACAUUCAUGAUCUCCAAUCCGUUAUUACAGCUGAAUAAGCUUCAGUUUGCCAGAGGCCCUGAGCUUGGGAUUUACGGAAGCAUGCCUGGAGUUAACCCCAGGAAAAUAUCCAAAUCCAAAACCCAUGAAGAAUUGGGAGCAACCGGUGGGCACUAGUACAUUACUGUUUAUGAGUUAAAAAACAAAGAAAUAAAAUACACUAACUAAUAGUUGAUUGCACUAUGUUAAGCAAUAGGAAACCUUUGCCUAUGGGGAAAAAUAUUGAUAUAGGAUAUUGUAAACAUAGGAGACCCUGCAGUCUUACUUUCUUGCACAUCAGUGUAUUCUUUGCUAUAUAUAUAUCCUGCACAUGACUUUUUGUAAGCAUUUAAUAAGGCAGUGAAAACUACUAUUAAAGCAGAUUUAUCAAAAGACUGUAAAAUAAGCAAUUUUAAUUCAUGUGCACUGUUGUAUUGUUUUACAUGAGAGGUUAAUGUGAGGUAAUGAUUGUGGAUUUUAGACAACAAGAAUGUCUCUAGUCAUUUUAUGUUUAACUUAUCUAUGCUUAUGUUUUUGGUAUCAGCAGGGUAUGUCCUAAUUUUUUUAUGCAUCUGCUUGAAUUUUUAUUAUGCAAGAUCAUGCUAAAAUAGCUUUAUACUUAUUUGUAUAUUGCAAAUUUUGUUGCAAGUGUAAAUAGCUGUAAGUUUAAGCUUAUCAUUGUGGUGACAUUUAUCCCAGUUGUACAAUUGUACAUAUUUCUGGAAGAUUUUUAUUUGUAAAUGGUCUUACGUAGUUUUCUUAUUGUUAAAUUUUGUUAUCAGGGAUAGGACCUCGAAGGCAUUCCUGUCUCAAACUGAAUGUGAUACUUGCUAAAAUGGAUAUUUCAGGCUCAGUUAGAAACCUUGAUUCAAU
This is a messenger RNA of Lingula anatina, 2013 nucleotides long. RefSeq names its product trafficking kinesin-binding protein 1. Gene Ontology annotation, cellular component: mitochondrion; cytoplasmic vesicle. Gene Ontology annotation, biological process: mitochondrion distribution; vesicle transport along microtubule; protein targeting. NCBI's taxonomy places the organism in Eukaryota, Metazoa, Brachiopoda, Lingulata, Lingulida, Lingulidae. The record is from RefSeq and is a predicted model, not a curated record. Gene Ontology annotation, molecular function: myosin binding.